AUGUGGGAGUGGUUUGCCAAACGCCAUCAACCACCUGAAGGCUACAUUAUCAGUGCCGUUAUGGACGGAAACGUCGCUGCCGUGAAUUGGCUGUUGAGCCACGUUAAAGCCCCGGAGGUCUGGCACGAUGCUCUGAAGGCCGCAGCUGACGUGAUAACUAUGGACCAUGCGGAACUCCUGGAAAUAAUUCUCGAGUUUCCGCCUUUGCGACGGGCAAUAAACGAGACCGAUCUUGAAAAUACGUUGAUCGAUAUCGUUCAGAACACUUGCCAGAAAAGCACAAUGUGGAUUGGCACCAUUUCAGAGCAAACCUUUUUAAGUAUUCCCCGAAAUGAUUCUGUCUUGGAAGACAUCGCUGUGCGGAAAAUACAGGCCAUUGGGCGUUGUGGUGCUGCAUUGGAUGUCUUGGGUUUGGCCGUUCAGUCUGAGGAGGCUGGACUACACCGUCUUACUGAAGCUCUAAACAUUUUUUCGCAGUCCCCUGCUUCUGAGCUGUAA
Messenger RNA from Penicillium angulare, 498 nucleotides. RefSeq lists its product as uncharacterized. The record is from RefSeq and is a predicted model, not a curated record. The coding region runs from base 1 to 498 and encodes 165 amino acids. Lineage: Eukaryota; Fungi; Ascomycota; Eurotiomycetes; Eurotiales; Aspergillaceae. The transcript has a single exon.